CCAAAGCCACGUCAUAUUUUGUAUGCUUUGUGACUUAGGUGCGUGAAGGAUUUCUCGAUACUCUUAUAAAAAUUACUAUUUAGCAACCGAAAACAUGAACAUAUUUCGACUCUUAGGUGACUUAUCACAUAUUCUUGCGAUUAUCAUCCUUCUUCUCAAAAUAUGGAAGACACGAAGCUGUGCCGGUAUUAGUGGAAAGUCGCAAAUUUUAUUUGCAAUUGUAUAUACCACACGUUACCUAGAUUUGAUAACAACAUAUAUUUCAGCAUAUAAUACAUUUAUGAAAAUCAUUUUUAUUGCCACUUCUUGUGCUACAAUUUUUUUAAUGUAUGUGAAAUUUAAAGCAACAUAUGAUCAUAAUCAUGAUACAUUUAGAAUUGAAUUUUUAAUUUUACCUACAUUGGCAUUGGCAUUAGUAAUCAACCAUGAAUUUACAAUUAUGGAAGUUCUAUGGACAUUCAGCAUUUAUUUGGAAUCUGUAGCAAUAUUGCCACAAUUAUUUUUGGUAUCAAAAACAGGAGAAGCAGAGAGUAUUACCAGUCAUUAUCUUUUCGCUUUGGGAACUUAUAGAGGCCUGUAUUUAUUAAACUGGGUGUAUCGCUAUUAUGCAGAACGUUAUUACGAUGCAAUUGUUAUAAUUGCUGGUUUAGUACAAACUAUUCUUUAUUGUGACUUUUUCUACCUCUAUAUUACCAAAGUAUUGAAAGGCAAGAAGUUACAACUACCUGCUUAGCUACGUAAAACCAUUAUCAUUUGGAAAAUUAUAUGUUGCUCAAAGGAGCGAUAUCAUUAUUAAUUGAAUUUAUAUAAAUUUUGGCAAUAUUUAAAGUGGAGGAAUGCUCGUGUACAAAGUAUACAUUUUAUUAAUUGUAAAGCAUUCCAUCUUCUUGUAUGUUCAA
Messenger RNA from Eufriesea mexicana, 899 nucleotides. It is a transcript of the gene KdelR, whose product is annotated as ER lumen protein-retaining receptor. The record is from RefSeq and is a predicted model, not a curated record. Lineage: Eukaryota; Metazoa; Arthropoda; Insecta; Hymenoptera; Apidae. Gene Ontology annotation, biological process: protein retention in ER lumen. The transcript has 3 exons. Gene Ontology annotation, molecular function: ER lumen protein retrieval receptor activity. Gene Ontology annotation, cellular component: membrane. Bases 95 to 733 code for a protein of 212 amino acids.